AUGAAUCUGUCGAGUGCCAGCUCGGGCAAGUCCCUCGCAGCCACCUCAAAUUAUCCUACUCAAGCUGGUCCCGAUCGCCCCGCUCCGGCUCCCGACUUUUCGCGUCGUCCAGGUCCGUCCUCAUCUGCCGUGGCCGCCGCGCAAUCCACACCACGAAAAGGUCAAGGAUCUCGCAAGCAGCAUCGAAAUCAGAGGCGCCCAGCCGGAGAUCGCAUGGCUCACUGCCCGCUGGAUAGGGACGACACAUUCGCCGAGAUGCGCGCUGUUCGGAACCCUUCUAGCCGCCGAGGACAGACUUCCAUCACGCAUUUAUUGGACUAUACGGCCCCACGUUCUGUUCAGGAUCAUAACUUUCAUCCACGACCCCAUCGUCGUCAUCCUACAUCGGGUCUUGGCUCAGGCUAUCAUACUGUUGACAAGGCGCGAUAUGUUCAUGCCAAUUAUCGCUUUGUCGUUCGACCAGAGGUGUCGUAUAAGGGCCAGGCCGCUGAUGCUGACAUGUACAUUGACUGGGCAAAUGUUUUGCAGGUCAUUGCCUCAUCAGAAUCGCAAACUGCUUUGUGCCCUAUCUGCCUCUCCGAGCCUGUGGCUCCCCGGAUGGCUCGCUGCGGCCAUAUUUUUUGCCUACCUUGUAUGAUUCGUUUCAUGACCACGACUGAGGACGAAGCCAGAUAUGGAAAAGUCGCAAAGUGGAAGAAAUGUCCGCUUUGCGAAGACAGCGUGUAUAUGCAGGAGGUGCGACCUGUGCGUUUCUAUUCCGGACAAGAGUGUUCUCUUCCACGGCCCGGCGACGAUGUUGUGCUUCGCCUCAUGGCACGUAAAGCAAAUUCAACACUGGCAAUUCCCAGAGAAGGGGGCACCGAAGUCAUCAACUCUAGCGAUGAUGUGCCAUGGCAUUUUGCUGCCAACGUUCUUGACUACGCCCGAAUCAUGAAAGGAACGAAGGAAUAUAUGACCGAACAGUAUGAAGAGGAAGUUGCUGCCCUUUUGAAACAAGAAAAAGAAGAUAAAGAUCUCUUCGGCCAAGAUGGAGAGUGGACGCAGCGUGCUAUCAAAGCUGUCAAAUCUUUACAGGAACGCAUUGACGAUCUUACCGACGUCGCCGCAGCCACCUUGUCAACGAAUAGAACCUCGGGAAAGCCAAUUUUGGACUCGGACUUCUACUUUUACAGCACUCCCCCGCACCUGUAUCUCUCGCCUUUGGACAUUCGCAUCCUCAAGACCAAGUAUGGGUCUUUUUCCUCCUUUCCGUCCUCGCUACUCCCGACCGUCGAGCAUAUUUCGACUGGCCAUCUGGUUGAUGAUGCUCUACGAAAGCGAGCCAAGUACUUGAGUCACCUUCCUCACGGAUGCGUCAUUAGCUUCUUGGAGUGUGACUGGACUGACAUUGUCCCAGAGGAAACGCUUUCGACCUUUGCGUCGGAGAUUGCUAAACGUCGCAAGCGCAACGCAGACAAGGCUGCACAAGAAGAACGCGAGCGACUUGAUGCUGAACGUAUAGAGGCUGCUGCUUUGCACAAUUCUGCUGGAUUUCCUGUACCGCAUCGGGGUAUAGAAGCAGAUAAACCACCGCUUAUGGAUUUGUCGGAAUUCCAGCCUUUGAAUGGCGCAUCCAGUACUACGCCACGGGAAGCCCGUCUUGGCUUCGACACUCUGGCCUCCAUGUCAACUAGCCCGACCGGAGAGAGGACCAUUUGGGGCACAGUCGCAGUGGCCGCUUCUCCAGAAAUGAGUGCUACGCAUGUGGAGCCCAGAGAUGACGGCUGGCUCAACGAGUCCGAGCUUCUUUCCGAGGCCGAUCUUGCUACGCAGCUGGAUGCUAUUCAUAUGGCCGAACAAGAGGGAGGAAGUAAGCGUGAGGUUCACGGCGGCUCUACAGGAGGUGGCAAGAAGAAGAAGAAACAAAAAAUAACUCUCAUGAGUACUGGUGGCCGUAGAGGCCUCUAG
Beauveria bassiana ARSEF 2860 is the source of this 1947-nucleotide messenger RNA. RefSeq names its product RING-15 protein. The coding region runs from base 1 to 1947 and encodes 648 amino acids. The record is from RefSeq and is a predicted model, not a curated record. Gene Ontology annotation, biological process: positive regulation of transcription by RNA polymerase II. Gene Ontology annotation, molecular function: metal ion binding; transcription cis-regulatory region binding. NCBI's taxonomy places the organism in Eukaryota, Fungi, Ascomycota, Sordariomycetes, Hypocreales, Cordycipitaceae. The transcript has a single exon.